AUGCGCUCCUCUCACUCCCGUUUCAGCAUUGUCGACUUCUCGCCCGUGUUCCAACGCAAGUGCCCUUUCGGUCCAAACCACCCCCUCCUCCCCACCAACCAUCAGGUCUACACUGGGUUCGGCGAGGCGGCAUUCUCCCUCACCAAGUUCUUCCGCAGCCAGCCCAAUGGAGCCUGCCCCAAGCCCGCCUGCCCAGACCCCACCGCCCCAAGCCCCACCCGUUCGCCCACCCACAUGCAUCCUGCUGCUGCCACUGCUGCUGUCACUGCUGCUGCUGCUCCCACCACCGGCACGUGCCCCAUGACCUCCAAGCAUGCUGCAGAAGCUGCUGCUGCUGGUCUGCCAGGAAUGGAUGUUCUUCCCCCGUUUCCCUCCAGCCGGUCCCUGCUAGACACAGACCCCUUGCUGGUGCCAGCUGCCAAUGAGGUGUCGGCAGCAAGGCGGCAGGGAGCGGGCACGAUUGGGAAAGACAGCAGUGGCGAUGGGAACGAGGUUGCUGGCAGAGACAGAAAUGGUGCAGGAGGCGUUGACAGGAGUCAGGCGGGUGGAGAGGUGAAGCUUGAGGGUCGCACGGCAGGGAAGAACUCGCGAGUGCCGUCUCUCUUCUCCCCCACCAUUCCCCGCCUGCCUGUAACCUCCACCUCCUCCCUUCUCGCUGCUGCUCGUGCCCACCCUGUUGCUUCUCCUCCCUGCUGCUCCCCUCCCGCGUCCCCUCCUCUCCCGUCUGCUACGAAUGGUGUCUCCCCUGCCUCUCCCGUCAUUGACUUGACUCAAGACUGUGACCCACCCGACCCUGCUGCUGCUGCUCCUCCCUGCUGCUCCCCGCCUGUGCCCUCUGCUUUGCCUCCCGCUGAUCCCCCUGAGGCCGAUAAAGAGAGGAGAGGGACAGGGCGGGCGGGGGGGAAGAGGAGGCGGGAUGUGGAAGAAGCUUUGCAGGAUGGACGGGUGGAGGAUAGAAGUGGAAUGGGAAGGAGAGGAGCAGAGGGGGCAAAAGGUGACGAUGCAGAGAGGCGGAUGGAGGGUGGAGAUGCAGCAAUGAGGAUUGGAGAUGUUGAGAUGAGGAUGAACGGUACAGAUUCAGAGAGGAAGAUAAAGGGUGGAGAUGCAGGGAAGAGAAAGGCGAGCGGGGAAGGAAGAGAGUGGAGCGAGCAGCAAAGUGAAGCAGACAUAGGACUAGCAGGCGCAGGAGAAGCAGGGAUAGGAGCAGCACUGGGCGAUGGGGAUUGCCUGAGAGACCCCGGCGGUUGUGGCAGCGGGGGUGCACCACCUCGGACCGGAGAUGAAACUGCACCAAUGGGGCAGCAGCGGGGCAGCAGAGGAGCCUCUCAGAAGGAAGAAUCCUCGGCAGGCCCACGGGGUGAAUGUCUAGCACCAGAGGGCCCCCUCAGGAGCAGAGGAGUAGCAAGCUGCCAGGGGGGCGGUGCAGGGAGCAGAAGAGCAGUAGCUUUGCAAGGGAAUGGUGCAGGGAGUCUUGCCACCAGGGACGGGAACGGUGCAAAAAAAAGCCUUGCUGCGAAGGAGGAGGAGAACAGGCGGGCACGCGAGUACCUGAGUGUGGUGCAAACUUCCCUGCCACCGCCGGACUUCCAAACAUUCCUCUGCCUGCUCCGUGAGUUUCGAAAAAGCCGAGCACAGGUUCGGCAGCCCCCAAACCAGCAGCAGCAGCAGCCCGUCUUUUCCUCUGCUUCUCAGCCAGCAGCAGCGGUGCCAGUGGGCGUUGGAGCGGUGGUGAGCGGUGGUGCAGUGUUGGCUACUCGCUCAGACCUGCUGCAUUCACUGGCGUCACUCUUCGCAGCCUCCAACCAGCUCCCUCUGCUCGCAGGGUAG
Molecule: messenger RNA, 1827 nt
Organism: Closterium sp. NIES-65
Lineage: Eukaryota; Viridiplantae; Streptophyta; Zygnematophyceae; Desmidiales; Closteriaceae
Source: the annotation of a GenBank genome assembly